AUGGAGGUGCCUCUGCAGACAGAGAUGGUGGAGCUGGUGCCCAAUGGCAAACACAUGGAGGGGCUGCUCCCAGUCAGCACACCCACAGCAGGCAACCAGAGAGCUGAGGACUCUCGACAGAGCUGUGUGGAAAGUAAGGGCUUCCUACAGAAAAGCCCCAGCAAGGAGCCACACUUCACCGAUUUCGAGGGGAAGACGUCGUUUGGGAUGUCAGUGUUCAACCUCAGCAAUGCCAUCAUGGGCAGUGGCAUCCUGGGACUCGCCUAUGCCAUGGCCAAUACAGGCAUCAUCCUUUUCCUGUUCCUAUUGACGGCCGUGGCCCUCCUCUCUAGCUAUUCCAUCCACCUGCUUCUCAAAUCCUCAGGAAUUGUGGGCAUCCGCGCCUAUGAGCAGCUGGGCUACCGUGCCUUUGGAACUCCUGGAAAGCUGGCAGCAGCCCUGGCCAUCACACUGCAGAACAUUGGAGCCAUGUCCAGCUAUCUGUACAUCAUCAAAUCUGAGCUGCCUCUUGUCAUACAGACAUUCCUGAACCUGGAGGAGAAGACCUCGAUCUGGUACAUGAAUGGGAACUACCUGGUGAUCCUGGUGUCCGUCACUGUCAUUCUGCCCUUGGCACUGAUGCGGCAGCUUGGCUAUUUGGGCUACUCCAGUGGCUUCUCUCUCAGCUGCAUGGUGUUCUUCCUAAUUGCUGUCAUCUACAAAAAGUUCCAAGUGCCCUGUCCCCUGCCUCUCAACUUAGCCAACGUCACUGGCAACUUCAGCCACACAGAAAUCCUUGAGGAGAAAGUGCAGCUGCAAGGAGAACCUGAGGCUGCUGCCCUCUGUACCCCGAGCUACUUCACACUCAACUCACAGACAGCAUAUACCAUACCCAUCAUGGCCUUCGCCUUCGUCUGCCACCCUGAGGUGCUGCCCAUCUACACAGAGCUCAAGGACCCCUCCAAGAGAAAGAUGCAACAUAUCUCCAACCUGUCCAUUGCCGUCAUGUACGUCAUGUACUUCUUGGCUGCUCUCUUCGGCUACCUCACCUUCUACGACGGGGUGGAGUCAGAGUUGCUGCACACCUACAGCAAGGUGGACCCAUUUGAUGUUCUGAUCCUGUGUGUACGCGUGGCUGUGCUGACAGCUGUCACACUCACAGUGCCGAUUGUUCUGUUCCCGGUGCGCCGUGCCAUCCAGCAGAUGCUAUUUCAGAAUCAGGAGUUCAGCUGGCUGCGGCAUGUGCUCAUUGCGACUGGUCUGCUCACGUGUAUCAACCUGCUGGUUAUCUUUGCCCCCAACAUCCUGGGCAUCUUUGGGAUCAUCGGUGCCACAUCUGCCCCAUGCCUCAUUUUCAUCUUUCCUGCCAUCUUCUACUUCCGAAUCAUGCCCACUGAGAAGGAGCCUGCAAGAUCCACCCCCAAAAUUCUGGCCCUUUGCUUUGCUGUUCUUGGCCUCUUGCUGAUGACCAUGAGCUUGAGCUUCAUCAUCAUUGACUGGGUCUCAGGAACCAGCCAGCAUGGAGGAAACCACUAGGAUGACCCCAAACCGUUUCGUUUAAUUAUCCUAGUGCCCCUGCCUAGACUCUCCAGCCCCUGCUUCCAUCCAGUGGCUAGUCAGGGGGAGAAAGAUAGGGGAGACAGGCAUGGAAAAUACUAUAGCAUUUGGCCCCGCCCAUGUCCUCUCCAUGGAAGGUUUUUGUUAAAGAACCAGGACCAAGGCCCUGGGGCACUACCUACAGGGCUCCCAAGCUUUAGAGGCUUCCUGAGCUGUGAACAGGGUGGGGUUAUUGCCUCAGAUCCCACUCAAAUCCCUCAUCUCCCUGGCAGAGUUGCAUAUGCUGGGGCCCAACAACUGCUUCCUGAGGUCACAGCCUAGGGGCACACAGAGCUAGAACCCAGGCCUGCAGUCAUUCUUCCACUCUGCUGCAAGGUUAGGGUCUGCACCCGAGGCCUCAUCUCCUCCAUCCCACUUGCUUUCACUCCCUCUAUCCCUUUGGCCCCUUUUGGACACUUGGGCUCAGGCCCUUGAAUACUCUUAUUCUCUUUUCCCAUCCCUUCCAUGAGAGUAGACCCCAUCCAUAGCUGGGGCCACAAGGUUAUGCUGAGGAUAGGGCUAGCAUGGGUCCCCCCAAGGAACCCUAGCCUUGUCCCUUCACCAGUCCUGGGGAGGCUGGGACUCCCCCACCCCAAGCCUGGAUCAUAGCUCACAUUCCACUGCUGGGAGACGAGGGACCAAGCCUAGAGUGUCCUGCUCCUGGGAGCCAAAGACCCCAAGGGCCAGAAUGGGAUAGGGCUGGGAAGGACUGGCAGCCCCCUUUUAUAAAUACACAUAAGACCAGCUGUGUUUUAUAUUCUUGGUUUCUACAGUCCCUGGGUCCCUAGAAAGUGGGAUAGGGUCAGGACACGGAUAGUGAUGGAGAGCCCCCUGUCUCCUCGCCUGGAUGAAGGUGGAGACAGGGCAAGACCCCCACAUACCCCUUCUCCUGCCUCCCAGUACAACUAAUGGCAUGCUCAGAUCCAGCUCUGGGCCUGGGCCAAGCUCAACACAGACCUGCUUUCUCACGGGGUGAGGUGGGGAGGAAUUAAUGAGGCCCCAGGAAGUGGGACAGAGAGAGGCCUCCGGAAGGAGGCAACGUGAGGUGCAUCCCCAGCAGCUUCACAGAGGGUCUGAGUUGGGGGCAGCUGAGCCCUGAAGAAGCACCAGGAAGGGCCUCUUGCCCUCCCCUGGCUCCGAGGCUGCCAGGUUAACCCUCUGUCAAUGCCUUGAGUCUAGGGACAAAAGUCCAGGGAUCCUAUGCUCCAUUGGGCUGAUCUUUUUAUUAACAGUAAAAUCAACUGUGAAUAAAGGUGGGUUAGUGAGUUCCUAUGUGUGGGGCUCUGAGUGGCAGUGGGGGAGGGGGUGGCAGUCCAAGGCAGGGCAGGGGCUGCAAGGAGGCCCCAGGUGUCCUGGCCCAGUGGCACUGGGAAGCUGUCCAUCGCCUUAGGCAAACCUAAACCAGCUGCAACACAGCAGGAUGGAGCUGUCCAGGCCUUGGCAUCAAACCCUCAUUAGGAGAGACCCUGCACCAUGCUAGGCCACCAGAGAAAGGACAGCAGGAAAAAUCUAGUUUGAACUAGCAAGGCAGCUGCCAGCCUGGGAAACUCCUGAAAAAAGAACUUCCUCAAGCUGGUGGCUGCUUGGCCCAUAGCAGUACCAGCUGAGUAGAGGGGGGCUUCCUGAAUCCCAUUCCCACCAUCUCCAGGCACCUGACUCCAGCCUGGAAACUCACCCAGAAGACCUGUGGCCACAGGAAAGAGCUGAACACUAGCCUAGAGGUGGAUGGAGCCUAGGGUGCCCUGUCAUGAGGAGCUACCCUCUGGAUUUCUCAGGCCUGUUCUCCAUCAGAUGGGGCCAGAGCCCUGUCUGGAACCCUUGGCUGCUGGGGAGUCAGGGGCAACAAGAGGCAGAGUCUGUCCUGCUAAUAGGCCCAGGGGAUCUUUUCACAUACUUUUUCCAUCCAAAGAGCGCUGUAGGAUAGAGCAUCAUCAAAACACCAGGCUGGUGGGAUUUGCUAACAGUAGCUACCCACUCCCCAACACAUAUAGUACUGGAUUGAGAGGGACCCUGGCCUCCAAAGGCCUCUUCUAGCCUGAUCAGGGGACAACAGCUCCAGCAAAGAGAGGACAGGUGAUGUAACCACUGCACUAGAUUCCAAAGCCAUGUGCCCAUAGACUAUGUGAAAUUGAGUAUCCCUUGUCUCUGGCUGUCAAAUUCUAGCCAUUCAGCCUCCAUGAGGAUGGGUUUUCAGGCCCUUGGGCCUUAUUAAGCAUUUUUAAAUGUUUUGAAGAAUUUCCCAGUUUUUUCCUCCCCCUUUAUACUUUAAAAAUCUUGUUC
Molecule: messenger RNA, 3855 nt
Organism: Urocitellus parryii (Arctic ground squirrel)
Lineage: Eukaryota; Metazoa; Chordata; Mammalia; Rodentia; Sciuridae
Source: RefSeq, a predicted model, not a curated record